Xenopus laevis (African clawed frog) is the source of this 1272-nucleotide messenger RNA. It is a transcript of the gene ccnc.L, whose product is annotated as cyclin C L homeolog. The record is from RefSeq and is marked provisional. Gene Ontology annotation, biological process: regulation of transcription by RNA polymerase II. Gene Ontology annotation, molecular function: cyclin-dependent protein serine/threonine kinase regulator activity. NCBI's taxonomy places the organism in Eukaryota, Metazoa, Chordata, Amphibia, Anura, Pipidae. Gene Ontology annotation, cellular component: protein-containing complex; nucleus.
GCACGCCGGCUCUUCUUCCUGAAAUCUCUACAUUUUGGCUUCACAGACGGCGAGCCGAGGGUUGUUGUGACAUUUCUGGCAGCGUCCCGCUCAUCCUUAGUCGGUGUUCGUUUGGUUCCUUGAUGGCGGGGAACUUUUGGCAGAGCUCUCACUAUUUGCAAUGGAUUUUGGACAAACAAGACCUAUUAAAAGAACGACAAAAAGACCUGAAAUUUCUAAGUGAAGAAGAAUAUUGGAAAUUGCAGAUAUUUUUUACAAAUGUUAUCCAAGCUUUAGGAGAACACCUUAAAUUACGACAACAAGUCAUUGCCACUGCGACUGUUUAUUUUAAAAGAUUUUAUGCAAGGUAUUCUUUAAAAAGUAUAGAUCCUGUUUUAAUGGCACCAACAUGUGUGUUUUUGGCAUCCAAAGUAGAGGAAUUUGGUGUUGUUUCAAACACAAGAUUAAUCUCUGCUGCUACUUCUGUGUUAAAAACUAGGUUUUCAUAUGCAUUUCCAAAGGAAUUUCCUUACAGGAUGAACCAUAUAUUGGAAUGUGAAUUCUACCUAUUAGAAUUAAUGGAUUGCUGCUUGAUAGUAUAUCAUCCCUAUAGACCCUUGCUUCAGUAUGUGCAGGACAUGGGACAGGAGGAUAUGCUACUUCCACUAGCAUGGAGGAUAGUAAAUGAUACAUACCGUACAGAUCUAUGCUUGCUAUACCCACCGUUCAUGAUUGCUCUUGCUUGCCUGCAUGUAGCAUGUGUUGUUCAGCAGAAGGAUGCACGCCAGUGGUUUGCUGAACUAUCUGUGGAUAUGGAAAAGAUUUUGGAAAUAAUUCGAGUUAUCCUAAAACUAUAUGAACAGUGGAAGAAUUUUGAUGAGCGAAAGGAAAUGGCUUCUAUUCUUAGUAAAAUGCCGAAACCCAAGCCUCCCCCUAACAGUGACGGUGAGCAAGGAACAAAUGGAAGCCAAAGCUCUGGGUACAGUCAGUCUUGACAUUUUCCUGAAUUCUAGUAGAGGACCAAGCUGGAUCAAGGCUUUGCCACUGUUAUGAAGCCAGAGAUACCCUUUCAGCAAAGCAUCCAGCAAAAUAAGGAAAGAGAAUUUCUUCACUUUACUGACUAUUUUUUUUUUUUUUUUUUUAAAGCCUUAUUUGUUGAAAAUCCUGUGUAUUGUACACAGAAAACACACAAGCUUCUGAUUUGGCUCAAAGAAAACACAAAUCACAAAUGUCCAAAUCUCACAAAUAUAAACAAUGCAUUACUCAAUAGUACUGCAAUUAAAAUACUUGACA